Molecule: messenger RNA, 3684 nt
Organism: Plectropomus leopardus (leopard coralgrouper)
Lineage: Eukaryota; Metazoa; Chordata; Actinopteri; Perciformes; Serranidae
Gene: ppp1r26
Product: protein phosphatase 1, regulatory subunit 26
Biological process (GO): negative regulation of phosphatase activity
Molecular function (GO): protein phosphatase inhibitor activity
Source: RefSeq, a predicted model, not a curated record
GAGCUUCAGGCGGCGCUGUGUGAGCUGGCGACGGACACCGAAAUCUCUCCACGACGGCUUCCCUAACGUCUUAAAUCAACGCGGCAAUGACCACACUUUCACUAUAACGUCUCCGUGUCACAUCCAGAUCUAACAAUGUGAUUGUGAUCGGAGGCAGCUGCACUCCAAUGGUCGAGGACCACUCCUCACUUCACUAGAAUGUACUUGAUGAACGUACCUCCUGUCGCAGCGACACAAACAGAAUGGAGAGCAUGUGGCCCACCUGGAGGCUAUAGCCUUCCGAUCUGCUUCAAUGACUCUGACACUGAGUUGUCCACCAGAGCCGCACCUAUCUCCGAUAAGGUCCAGAUGAUCAUAGAGAGCCUUAGGAGCUCCCAGUCCUCACUCGAGAUGGGCGACGAGAUCGAGGGUAUUGUGCCACCAGGACAGGAAGGGCAUUCCCAAGUCUGUAAGGUCGCAGUGGGUCCUUAUGUGGGAGCGAAGACCAAAACUAAAGGUCCCACAGAAAACCAACAGGUAGAUGUUUCCUCCCCAAACAACCAUGCGAGCAGUGACUCUGACAGCGAUGAUUCUGUGGACAGAGGGAUUGAGGAGGCAAUCCUGGAAUACCUGAAAGAAAAGGAUGAUCACAAACGCAAGGGGGAACCAUGUUUCCCCUUUCUCCAAUCAUCCAAAAUUCCCAGGAAUAGCCCACCUCUGCCCGAGGUUUCCAAACAGAACUCUGACAGCAAUACAUUUUUGAUUGCUAGUAGCCAGUUUCCAAAAAGUGUCAAGGCUGAGGCUCCCACUGGACCAGCUCUUAUACCUUUAAAAAAGUAUAUUAAAAACAAAGCGGCCCUAAAUGAUAACACAGUAAAGAAAUUGGAUUUAAGUAAUAGUACAACCACAAGUUUAGUCUUGCCCAGAGAGCAGACAAAGAGCCCCUCUAAAACAAUCAGCCUCCUCAACAAAGUAAAGAGCCCGGUCACCAUCAAGGUGGAGGAAGACUCAAAUGAUUCCAGUAGUGAUGACGGCAUUGAGGAGGCCAUCCAAAGGUACCAGUUAGAAAAAAAGGAGCAGCAGAGUAAAAGGGAAAUGUUCAAUCCACAUGCACUCAAGGAGGAAUCUGACUCCACUAGCGAUGAUGGGAUUGAAGAAGCAAUUCGCUGCUACCAGCUUGAGCAACUCAAAGAGAAGAGUGCCCUGAAGCCAUUCUUACACAAGCAAAAGCCCUUAAGUAAAUCAUUAAUACAUGCUGUUGGAAGUACAAGUACGGAAAAUAUGAAGAAACACAGACUGAAAAAGAAAAAGACCAGAGCAGAGAAAGAAGUAAAAUCUGUUCAGCCACCUCCGUCUGUUUUUACACCCAAAAAUACACUUUCCGAGUGUUCAAAGAGUAAAGGAAACGGAUUGCUUUUGUUCAAAGUAGAAGGUUUUAAGGAGCAACUUACCCCUGCCCCUCCAAAGGUUAAUACAACUGCAGAGCUCAUGUGUGCUGAGGCAAUACUGGACAUAUCAAAAACGGUUAUGCCCGGGGCUUUCCAUCAUGGUGUCGGCCUUAGCAGUUGUGCUCCCACUGAAUCUUCCAUGCAAUCUUCAUUGCCUGAGAACUGCCCAGAUGAAGACAGCGAUGGCAGUUCCAUUGAUAGUGAAGAUGGCAUAGAGCAAGAAAUCAGGAAAUUUCUUGAGCAGAAGGCCCAAAUGCACAAACAGCCACCCACUGCCAUGACUCAAGAGCCUCAAAGUGCAAAUGAACCAGAGAAAGUGAAAGUAAGACAAGUCCCAACCCAAAAGAAACCUCAGCGAUUGUCUUUAACACAGAAAAGAAAACACAAAGAGGAAAACUGUAGCAUUUCUAGGAAAGCAGGGACAGAUAACAGUGUUAAAGAAACAGCCCCUAAACCUUCACCUGAGCAUGGACAAGAAUCCAGCCUAUUGGUGUUUUCUCAGAGAAGUUCAGCACACCUAAUAGCUGGAUUACGCAAUACAGAGGAAAGUGGAGACAAGAGCAGCUCACUUGACAGUGAUGAGGACCUAGACACUGCUAUAAAAGAUCUGCUCAAGACAAAAAAGAAGUUAAAGAAAAAAAACAGAGAUUUAAAGCGAAAAUCAAGGAUGUGCCUCAAAGAUGAAGAACCACUGCAGGGGAAUACUUUAGAGACCAAAAAGUUGAAACAUGAUCCUUUUUCCAAGCGCAGUUCUUUGAAAAAAGUAGACAAGAGUAAAGAUGACACGAAAGAUAAGUCUGGAUUGAAUAAAAAGAGCUUUUUACAACUUAAACAAACUAAUAAGAGUAAAGAGCAUGACAUUUAUGAAGGUGAAACAGCAACUGUGGGUCAAGACACCCUGUUGCCACACAAUACUCAGACUGCUCUUGAGAUAAAGGAAGAUAGCAGUUCAGUAGACAGCGAUGAUAGCAUUGAGCAAGAGAUUAGAAGGUUUCUGGCCGAAAAGGCCAAAGCAGAGAAAAGUAAAGAUGGCGAUGUAUUGAGGAAUGGUACCAUUGUGGUUCGAACCCCACUUCAAGAUGAAGACAUUAAACAGGAAAAUCAGCUGGCUGAAAUUUCCAGAAAAAGUAUCAGUCCUCUUUCUGGACAGUCUCCUUUGAGGAGUCAGCCUCUUCCAACGCCACAGAGUUUGCCACCAGACAUCUGUACCAUCCGUGCACAAUCACGUCUCUCGUCAAUGCAGUCCUGCAGCCCAAAUCUUUUGGAGCCAGCAGACGGAGCGGGGGCUGCUAGAACUGAACAAAGGAGGCUUAGCUCCGGGAGAAGUGACGUCCAGGAUGCCAGCCCGCAGACAGAGAGCGUUCGGCCAGUUUUGAGUCCUAGCAUUGCUCAUUCUCGCUCGGAGUCAAUGAAGUGGCGCCAGAGCUUUGGACUUCCACCGACUGACACAAGGACUCUUAGUCGAACUCCAUUCCAUAUCACCUCAUCUAAAAUCAGUGAGACUCCAUCAACAACUCCACCAUAUCAAAGUGGGGGCCCCAAUUCACAGACUCCAGUCGCUGGUUGGUCCUCUGCAAGGACCAGCAAAGCACCUUUCCACUGCUCUGCAGAGACAAAUGUAAAUACCACGUUCAGAUCCCCUGUUAUGAAUUUUUUGUCCACUGCCAGGCCGCAUCCAAGGAUGUCCUUUGCACGGAGCUUUGCACCCAGCAACAGGUCACAGUGCCCUAUAGAAGGAGAGAUCGAGAGUAUGGUGCAUAUUUCCAAGGACAAGAGCGUGUUUGUCGAACUGGAAUCUAAUAGGACCAACCAUGUCCAGGUUCGAAGCAGGGAAAGGAUCGAGGGAAAGGAGAGAAUGGACUUGCUAAGUGAGAUAAAAAGAGAAGGCGAGAGCAUGAAGAUAGAUGAUAAAGAAAAACAUCUAGAAAGAACAGAGGAAGAAUUUAUAGACGAGGCAGAUUGUGAGUCAGACAGCAGGAGAAAUCCAGAGAAGAAGCAGGGCUUUUCCACUGUGUCUUUGUCCAGUGCCAUUGACCCUGGCAUCACCAUCAGACCUUGCAUAGCUCUCACCACAGAGGAGAGAAGCAGAAUGUUCAACAGGAGGUUCCUGCCUGAAAAAUGCAAGAAGGGGGUACCCUCUCACAGCAGUGCUCCUGCACAGAUCAGGACGUUGAAACAUGUCAAAAGAAAACUUAAGUUCGUUCCAGUCAGCAGGAGAGAUGAAGCCCGCCCCCAUUACCACAACAUACAAGGAUAA